UAAAUUAAAAAAUUAAAAAUCGGCUGCUGAGUUUGUUCGAGCGUGUCAAUUCUUCGGCGUUGCUCUAUUAAUCUCCGGCGAAUACUGUUCAUAGAGGUUAAUUGGGUUGGGUUUUCUGAGAACAAGACAACUCAGAGAAAACCUAACAGAAUAUGUUAACUAAUGAUGAAGGAAAAGCAUGUGAGGGGAAGCGACUCUGUUAGAGAUAUGAACUGUAGCAACAAAUUGCAUAAAGUGAAUUGGUCGGACCAUGCCAAGGCACACAAUAAUUUUUCGAGCCAAGAUAAAUUCUUGAGUGCCAACUUCCUUUUCUCGUUGCCUACUCAGAAACCUCAAAUUGGUGAAGCAAUGGGUACCAGGUCUGUGAUUUGUCAAGUUCGAGACUUCAGAACGCAGAAUGUGCAAUUUGAAAAGGCUUGGCAGCUUCUUUCCAAGCUUCAGUUAUCUUCUCGAAAUUAUAAUAAACUUGGAAAAACUCUUCCUCUAUCCAAAGAUGUCAAUGCAUUCACAUCUCAAAGCUCAAGACGGACAACUCAACAAUGCCUACCUGGUUCGAAAAGCACAGCUGCAGUCUGUAAUCAAACUUAUCAAAGCUUUAGUAAUGGUGAUGUACAAACCAGUAAACCCAAUAAGAGCUUGGACAGUUCUUUUCCACCCAACACUUUCGAGGCUAAGGAAGCCAGACAGGUGAUGUUCGGGCAGAAGGGUUCACACUCAUCGACAAAUGAUACAUCGCAAAGACAAACCAUCAAUUCCACUGCCGGUAAAUCAGCCGUGCACGUAAGUGCAAGGAAUGGCCCCACUGUGCUUGAUGGCAUUGAUGAAGAUGACAUUAUGGAGAAUAUUGAUGUGGAUCGGAUAGUUUCGGAUCAUUACCAGUCAACACCUCAACCAUCAAUCUCUAAACUCCCACCGAUUACUCCUCAUACAAAGAAAGACAAUUUUCUCAACGAAGAAAUAAAUUUGCCUUCAGAGUUGUGUGUGAUGUGCAAUCACAAUUAUAAGCUGGGACUUUGCCCUGAAGCUUCAAAUCACCUGCAAGCUAUGAAAGAUAGCCUAAUAGCCAUAUCGAAUGAUCUUAUAGACAAUGUUGAUGAGAUGAGUCCAGAACAAGUAGAGACCCUUCGUCAAGAAAGGCAGCAGUUGAAGAAACAAGUUCAGCAGCUUGAGAAAUAUCUUAACACUACAUCAGUCAACGAGGAAAGAAACAUGUCACAAUUUUCUGCAUCCACAACAGCCCCUAGGGCUUUCCAGUCUGAUACACCUUCAACUAUGCCAUUUAGAAUUGAUCCCAGAAGGCUUGAUACCCAGUUCCAAGCAAAUAAUGAGCCCUAUGGGUUUGAUAGAUGGGGUUCAUCUUCCACUUCAUUUUCCGCGGAUGGGUUUGGGACUUCAACUGCCCCAUUUGAGAGAGAACCAUAUGUUCCAAAGUAUAUUGAUAUCAACUACAUAGAUGGUUCAAAUGACAAAAAAUGGAGUAGUCGGGAAUUUUCUUGGACAAAGGAGCUAGAGGUCAACAACAAGAAAGUGUUUGGAAAUCAUUCCUUCCGCCCAAACCAGAGAGAGGUGAUCAAUGCUACAAUGAGCGGACACGAUGUCUUUGUUUUAAUGCCAACUGGAGGAGGGAAAAGCCUGACUUAUCAGCUGCCGGCUCUUGUAUGCCCAGGCAUAACUUUGGUCAUUUCACCUCUUGUUUCUCUUAUCCAAGACCAAAUAAUGCAUCUACUUCAGGCAAACAUACCUGCUGCAUAUCUAAGUGCCAACAUGGAGUGGAGUGAGCAGCAGGAGAUUUUUAGAGAGCUUAGCUCAGAUUACUGCAAAUACAAGCUGUUGUAUGUCACACCAGAGAAAGUUGCUAAGAGUGAUGUUCUACUCCGUCAGUUGGAGAACCUACAUGCUCGUGAGUCUCUUGCUCGGUUUGUCAUUGAUGAAGCUCAUUGUGUUAGCCAAUGGGGACAUGAUUUUAGACCAGAUUACCAGGGUCUCGGUAUUUUGAAACAGAAGUUCCCAACCAUACCUGUGUUGGCUUUAACUGCUACUGCUACUAUUAGUGUGAAGGAAGAUGUUGUCCAAGCUCUUGGUCUAGUGAAUUGCAUAGUUUUUCGGCAAAGUUUUAAUCGUCCAAACUUACGAUAUUCUGUCGUUCCCAAGACAAGGAAGUGUGUAGAAGAUAUUGACAAAUUUAUCAGAGAGAAUCAUUUCGAUGAAUGUGGAAUCAUUUACUGUCUUUCUAGGAUGGAUUGUGAAAAAGUCGCCGAAAAGUUACAGGAGUAUGGACACAAAUCAGCCUUUUACCAUGGCAGCAUGGAGAGUACUCAACGUUCAAUGGUUCAGAGACAGUGGAGCAAGGAUGAGGUCAAUAUUAUAUGUGCAACAGUGGCAUUUGGGAUGGGUAUCAACAAGCCUGAUGUUCGGUUUGUCAUUCACCAUUCUCUUCCAAAAUCCAUCGAAGGCUACCAUCAGGAGUGUGGUCGUGCUGGUAGGGAUGGUCAGCCUUCAUCUUGCGUGUUAUACUACAGCUAUAGUGAUUAUAUUCGUGUGAAGCACAUGAUUAGUCAAGGAGCGGCUGAGCAAACUCCCUUUGGAUCGGGAUACAGUCGUACAAAUACGGGACAGUCAGGGAGGUUAUUGGAGACAAACACUGAGAAUCUCCUAAGAAUGGUUAGCUAUUCCGAAAAUGAUGUCGACUGUCGACGUCUCCUACAGCUAGUUCAUUUCGGAGAAAAAUUCGAUUCUCUAAACUGCCAGAAAACAUGCGACAAUUGUUCCAAAAAUCAAAGCUGUGUGGAGAAAGACGUGACUGGGACAGCAAGGCAGUUGGUUGAAUUGGUAAAGACAACAGGACAGCAGUUUUCGGCUGCCCAUCUGUUGGAGGUCUACAGAGGGUCCUUAAGCCAGUUUGUCAAGAAACAUAGACACGAGAACUUGAGCUUGCAUGGGGCUGGAAAACAUUUGGCCAAGGGUGAAGCAUCUCGUGUACUCCGCCAUUUGGUCAUUGAAGAUAUUCUCGUUGAGGAUGUGAAAAAGAGUGAUCUAUAUGGAUCAGUAUCCUCAAUUGUGAAGGUGAAUGGAUCCAAGGCUUACAAUCUCUUUUCUGGAGCCCAGACGAUUAAAUUAAGAUUCCCAUCUGCUCCUAAAGCAUCUAAGCCAGGUCGAACAGAAGCCACUCCAGCAAAAGGCUCUAUGAUAUCAGAGAAGCAAAGUCCUAUACAGAUAGAUACUCCAGCCCAACCUCCCUCUGAAGUCGAUUUGAACCUUUCAGCCAAAUUAUAUAACUCAUUACGAAUGCUUAGAAUUGUUCUUCUCAAGGAAGCAGGAGACGGGUUUAGCGCAUAUCACAUUUUUGGAAAUGCAACACUGCAGCUGAUAAGUAUGAAAAUACCAAGAAACAGAGACGAACUUUUAGAGAUCAACGGUAUUGGCAAGGCAAAGAUCACCAAAUACGGAGAUCGUGUACUGGAGACAAUCGAAGCUACGAUCAGGGAUUAUUACAACAAAGACAAAAGCAGCAGCAGCAGUAACGACAGCAGUGAAUCGAAGAAGAGAAGAAAUGUCGCUAAUAAUGUUUCGAACGAGGACGAUUUCACUGAGAGCACCGGUCGGUCAAAGAGAAGAUUGACGAAGAAUCGCAAUAAAAGUCCCGAGGUUAUUGAUUGUUCUUUAAUUGACGGACUCGAAGAUAUCGACUUUGAUGACAAUUUAUUCGAUGUUAGCGUUGGUGAAGUUGACCAGGGUGGUGGUGGAAGAGCUUUACCUUCAUGGUCAACCAAUGGGAAGUGAGGACCAUGGUUGGUGUUUGAAAUGGUUUGUUCUUGGCGGGAAAAUUGGUAUGUUUAAUGCAUAAAUGGUACUUUGUAAAACUGUAGGUCAUUUUCUUGUAGUGUUUACUGGGUUACUCUCUUGGCAACUCUAAUUAUAAUUAUUAUUAUCAUGCUGUGGUUUGCCUUUA
This is a messenger RNA of Erythranthe guttata (spotted monkey flower), 3949 nucleotides long. RefSeq names its product DNA helicase (RECQl4A) (gene RECQ4A). Gene Ontology annotation, molecular function: ATP binding; four-way junction helicase activity; 3'-5' DNA helicase activity. Gene Ontology annotation, biological process: DNA replication; double-strand break repair via homologous recombination. NCBI's taxonomy places the organism in Eukaryota, Viridiplantae, Streptophyta, Magnoliopsida, Lamiales, Phrymaceae. Gene Ontology annotation, cellular component: chromosome; cytoplasm; nucleus. The record is from RefSeq and is a predicted model, not a curated record.